This is a messenger RNA of Oreochromis niloticus (Nile tilapia), 1330 nucleotides long. RefSeq names its product trace amine-associated receptor 13c-like. Gene Ontology annotation, biological process: G protein-coupled receptor signaling pathway. Gene Ontology annotation, molecular function: trace-amine receptor activity. The record is from RefSeq and is a predicted model, not a curated record. The transcript has 4 exons. Lineage: Eukaryota; Metazoa; Chordata; Actinopteri; Cichliformes; Cichlidae. Bases 88 to 1080 code for a protein of 330 amino acids. Gene Ontology annotation, cellular component: membrane.
GGAGAUUCCGAGGCUUACCAUGCAUUGGACAUUUCCUCCUGUGCGUUUAUGAAGCAGCUAGCUGCAGUUCUUCACUAGUCUGUGACAAUGGGCACACAGGAAAAAUCUGAGCUCUGCUUUCCACAACUCUUCAACAUGUCCUGCAAAAAGCCUGCAAUUGCUCGGUCCAAAGCUGUGUUCCUUCAUAUUGUAUUGUCCUCAGUUUCUUUUCUGACGGUGGCUCUCAACUUGCUUGUCAUCAUCUCAGUCUCCCACUUCAGGCAGCUCCACACACCCACUAACAUCCUGCUCCUCUCUCUGGCUGUCUCAGACUUUCUUGUUGGCCUCCUAUUGUCACCUGCAGAAAUCCUCCGAAGUACAGCCUGUUGGUUUCUUGGUCAGCUCACAUGUUUAAUGUAUAUUUUUGUGUCCUUGACUGUUACCUCUGCCUCAGUGGGCAUUAUGGUGCUGAUAUCAGCUGACCGCUAUGUGGCUAUUUGUGACCCUUUGAAUUACCCCAUCAGGAUCACUGACAGAAGAGUUCAACUCUGUGUUUGUCUGUGUUGGCUCUGCUCCAUUGCCUUCAGCUGUUUCCUUGUAAGAGAUGACCUGCAUCAAACAAGAAAACAAAAUUCCUGCUAUGGAAAAUGUGUAGUUGUUGUUCAAUACAUUGCAGGAGUUGUUGACCUCAUUUUAACCUUCAUUGUACCAGUUAGUGUCAUCAUAGUUCUGUAUAUGAGAGUAUUUGUGGUGGCUGUGUCUCAGGCCCGUGCUAUGCGCUCUCAUGUUACAGCUGUCACAAGUCACCUUCCAGUGACUCUAACAAAAAAGUCUGAACUAAAAGCAGCCAGGACUCUGGGUGUUCUUGUUCUUGUGUUUCUAAUGUGUUUCUGCCCUUAUUACUGUGUUUCUCUUGUAGGAGAAGAAUUCAUCAAUAGUUCAUCUGCUUCUUUUGUGGCCUAUCUGUUUGGUUUAAACUCAUGUCUAAACCCUUUGAUCUAUGCUAUGUUCUACCCCUGGUUUAGAAAAGCUGUGAAACUAGUUGUCACUCUACAGAUACUGCAGCCUGGCUCCUGUGAGACAGCUCCACACACCCACUAACAUCCUCCUCCUCUCUCUGGCUGUCUCAGACUUUCUCAUUGGUCUGUUGUUGAUGCCGGCAAAAAUCCUACGAGACACAGCUUGUUGGUUUCUUGGUCAGCUCACAUGUUUAAUAUAUAAUUAUAUAUGCUUCAUUAUUACCUCUGCCUCAGUGGGCAUUAUGGUGCUGAUAUCAGUCGACCGCUAUGUGGCUAUUUGUGACCCUCUGCAUUACCCCACCAGAAUCACUGACAGAAGAGUGAAACUUUGC